AUGUUGCUGAUCCACCAAGCUGGCAGUGUCAAGGUGGGAGAAGUGGUGCGAUUCACCUUGACGUACACACCGAGCAACGAUCGUAUCCUACCCAGUCCGUCGCACUUGCACCUGAAGAUCAAGAACACUUCGGCCAUCCCUCUGCGCGCCGCUUACCUCCAUGGCCCAUACAACCUGCACGUCGCGGCAUACCCAGCCUCCUUCAACCCAAAUCACAAAGUCGAGGACCCGCAAAAGGAGGGAGUGCCGGACUUUGAGCCACUACUCAAAGCAGGUUCGAGCUGGACGACCAAGCUGACCGUUCCCGAGGACAUCCGAGAGACUGGAAACACAUUUGCAUCCGGUCGUCAAAACCGCCAUUCGCAAGAUGUCGAUCGGAACGACAGCAAGAAAGAGCCGCCGAGUGUCACAUGGAUCAUCGAGAUCGCCUCACAAAUCCUGUUCUCCAACACGGCUGCAGUGCAUUUCGAGCUUUUGGUCGGUCGAGACGAGAGAAGCUUAGACCUUGGAUUUGCCGCCGUCGCUGGCCAUGGCCACGGCACCCCCGGCCAGAUUCACGAUCAGCAGAAAGACAGACGGAGGGGGUCGCACUCUGGCCAGCAAAAAGGUGUAUAUUCGCGCGCUGUCAAGCUUGUCGUCGAAGACACUCAGGCCCUGUGGGACAAGCCUGCUCUUCCUACCAACGACAAACAUAAACAUGCCCGUUCCUCAAAAGAGUCGGUUCGCAAGUCUAGAGAUACAAGGACUAGCACCGAAGAGACCAGAGACACGCCUCCGAAAAAGAAGAAGAAGAUACAUCUCGUGGUCCUUACACAUGGUCUGCAUAGCAACAUUGGCGCCGACAUGCUUUACAUGAAAGAGAGCAUAGACGCUACCGUCAGGCAGGCGAGAAUCGACGCGAGGAACAGGAAAGCUGCUUAUAAGAAGUCACAACAAGAAUCUGCUCUAUCGACGGAACAGCCUGGUCAGUCUUUCGAAGAUAAGCCGAACGAAGAUGCCACGACUGCACCUCUUUCAGGAGGCCAAGAGGAUCUCGAAGACGACGGCGAUGAUGACGAAGAGCAAGUGAUUGUGCGUGGUUUUAGCGGGAACGCCAUCAAGACCGAGAAAGGCAUCCAGUAUCUCGGAAAGCGUCUUGCAAAAUAUGUGUUGAACUUUACCUACCCCGAUCAACCUUUUCAGCCGAUCAAGAAGUCCAUGACAAGAUCUUUCACGGAUCAGUUCAAAUCUCAGGCUACCAAGGUCGCCAGAGACGGCGAGCCUGCGCAUCAAGGAAGUAGCAUUCACCAUGAUGACAGCCAGGCCGACGAACUUCCCUAUACCUUUACAAGUAUAAGCUUCAUUGGCCAUAGUCUUGGUGGUCUGAUUCAGACAUAUGCUGUGGCUUACAUUCAGAAGCAUGCGCCGCACUUCUUUGAGCAGAUCCAGCCGACGAACUUCAUCUGUAUGGCUUCCCCUAUGCUAGGACUGAGUAACGAAAAUCCUAUGUACGUGAAAUUUGCCCUCGAUUUUGGUCUCGUUGGACGUACAGGACAAGAUCUCGGAUUGACUUGGCGGGCUCCGAACAUUGCGAAGAGUGGUUGGAACGCUAUGAUGGGAGGAUUUGGAGCCGGCUCGAAAGAAGAGCAUCAAGAAGACCCAGGAGCGAAGCCGCUGUUACGCAUUCUUCCUACCGGCCCUGCUCACACCGUUCUACGCAUGUUCCGUAACAGAACUGUAUAUUCGAACGUCGUCAACGAUGGUAUCGUACCGCUGCGGACUAGUUGUCUGUUGUUCCUCGAUUGGGGUGGCCUUGGUAAAGUAGACAAAGCACGUCGCGACAACGGUCUGAUAGGUACAUUGGCUGAGUUCGGAUGGGCUGAGCUUACCGGUGCCAACGCACUCCCCAAAGCGCUUAAGAACUCUGCUAUGGGAAGUGCUGUCGGCAAUGAUGAUGAAGGCUCUGGUGCCGAUACUCCCACUCCGCUGGGCAGACAAGGCAACGACGUCCCUCAGCCACCCAGCGAGGCGACCACAAACGACAAUAGAGACUCGACUACGGCUGCUAAAGAACCUGGCACAAAUCAGUUCUUGAGAGCUCAAGACCAUGCGAGUGAGGAAUCUUCAGCAAGUCCGGAAACACAAAGUGGUGGACUCCUGAGCGGAUUCUUCAGCUAUUUCCGACCUACACCUGUGCGCCAAUCAUCAAAAACAACCAAGGCUGUGCGUCGUGGCCAGACCAUCGACGUCAAGGCUAGUGCGGAGUCUGAAGACGACAAGCUUGAUCAAGAUGUGCCUCAAAGAGUUCGCCGGAACAGCAGAGGUACAACCGACAAUCCAACCAUGAGGCCAAGCAAGCGUCCGGUAGCCACUCGUGGAGGAUCGAUGAACACUAACCCCGAUGCACAAGCACCGCCAAGCACAUCUAUCUUCGAGGCAGCCAGCGAUAUCCUACAUCCCCCUAUUCCAUCGACUUCUUGGCUUAUCGACCCGGCAUCUCGCGACCGCACUAUUUUCCAUGACAGAAUCUACCAUCCCGAAGACAUUCCGCCGCCUCCGAUGAAGCGUCCCAGUAGGCUUGGACGCUCUUUCUCUACGGACUCUGCGUCAUUCAGCACAUCUCAAUCUCGUGAUGAUGCGUCUUCGAUCGAUAUGGGGAACAUGAAGGUUGAGGAGAAGAUUGCACGAGCAUACCACAAAGAUCUAUCUUGGCGAAAGGUGUUGGUGCGUCUGGAGCCUGAUGCACACAACAACAUGAUUGUACGAAGAAUGUUUGCAAACGCGUAUGGCUGGCCUGUGGUCAAGCAUCUCUGCGACACACACUUCGGAGAUACUUUCACAGCCACCACCAGAGAUGAGGACGAACCAGCUAUCGAUCGUGCCAAAGAUUACUCGCAAGCCGAUCAUGAAGCUGGUGAAGAGGUCAAAGGACAAAACGAGCUCAAGCCUCUCCAAAGAAGUGCAUCGGACAUGCGUGAAGAUCGCGACGAACUAAAGCCACUUCAGGAGAGUGCUAGUGGUGCUGUCAAGCACAAGCUUAACCCUCAAGGCUCUGCAGUAUGGGACGAUAUCUACUUCGAGGGCAGCGAUGAUGAUGACGACGAAGAUGAGGGUUAUGCAGCCAAGGUCCAAAGAUUCCUCAACUUCAACCAAGGCGAGGGCGAAGGCGCGACUUGGGUAGGAGGGGGCGGCGCAACGAAGAAACAAGGCUCAGACAGCACAAUUCGUCCUACGAAGAAGCGUUCGUCGACUGAGGUUCAUCGUGGUCUAGGUCCUACAAGAAGCCACGAACCAUACUCUCCUCGUCUGUCCACUUCUUCAAACAACGGCCCUACGCUAUCGCCUAGCUCGGCCAGUGGAGAGUUCACCGGCAAGGUGUUGACUCAAGAGCCGCCUAGCAUGGCCGCUGGUGAGAGUAUCGUGGGUAGUCCAAAGAAAGGUGUUGCCGGGUUGGGCUUACAGAAGAACAUUGAAGAAGCCGUGUCGCAGCCUAUCGCGAGUGCUGGUAGUGAGGCAAGUGUGAGCGAGCAGGUCGCGCGGAAAGCAAAUAGACCUUCGUAG
Messenger RNA from Aureobasidium subglaciale EXF-2481, 3540 nucleotides. RefSeq lists its product as uncharacterized. The record is from RefSeq and is a predicted model, not a curated record. Gene Ontology annotation, molecular function: monoacylglycerol lipase activity. The transcript has 2 exons. Lineage: Eukaryota; Fungi; Ascomycota; Dothideomycetes; Dothideales; Saccotheciaceae. Bases 1 to 3540 code for a protein of 1179 amino acids.